AUUAUUCGCUUUGGGGCUUGAGCCGCUGGGGGCCGCGGUUCCUCUACGAUUAGCGCGCGGAUGGUGGGGUCGGUCGGGUCGGGUCGUGACGGCCAAGCCUCCUCCAAGAGUCCAACGGGUGUCCUGACUCCCUGAUCGUACUAUCUAUCGCAAAAGAAUAUUGACGCCUAGAGUUGGGACUUGGAGUAUUUCCACAGCGGGCUCCCCACGAAUAUAUACACAGUAGUAGGGCCAUAGUUGUCGAGUGCAGGUUGCUCAAUUCUUGCAUAGUUACACAAGGCCAAAGAGAUGGAGAGCAAACCGCCGGCGUAUGACGGCGGAGACGAAAAGCAGCCGCCACCACCAGGUAGCGACUCGAAACUUGAUAUUGCCCAUACACAAUCACAACCGGUCACAACAGCGGCUACUUCUUUUCGGACCAAUUUCGCCAGCGUGUCGCUACAUAUGACUGAUCGGAUUCGCUUUCUGGGUUUCUCUUCGGCAGACGUCACUCGGAUUUAUGAAAUUAUCCAGGGAUGCUGGCCCAAGGGUAUUCAGAGCACCCGAGAAUAUGGCCCAUCAGAUGAAAUCAGGUUACGCGGCAAUCCCUGGAGGCCAUCCGCCUGGUUUGAAGAUGAGAAAACCGCUGCGCGCCGUCUGGUGUGCGGAUUGUUACGAGGCCUGUAUGAUAUGGGAUGGGUGCUGAAGUCUUCGGUGGAUGUACUAAAAAAGGAGGGGAACAAAGAUACCCUUCUUUUUCGCUUUCAGCAGCCUCCGCCCCCGCGAAGUAAUUGGCUGUGCAUCUCCUUUAACAAGUCCGACCUUCUCCAGCUUAUCGAUGCCCCGGAGCCUCUAUGCCAGGCAAUGGUCAACGCCCUGGGCGAUAAAGUGCAGAGAACCCAGUUCCUCGAAUCAUCCUUUGAGAUUAAGUUUCACGGCUAUCCUUGGAAAGCAAGCGGAACCGAGACCGUGGAAACGCGAUUGAUUCUUUUGAACGUGCUAGACUGCCUGGAGCAGUUCGGCUUUACGCUUUAUGCAUCCAUUAACCAAGAUACUAAUCAAAGCGAGCAAAAGACCGAAGCAGAUACAUGGUUUUGCCAGAAACAAACGAAUUGGGCACCGGGAGCUCCGAUAUACCACGGUUAAAUGAAGACAUUAUGAUUCAUUCUUGGAAAUGAGCGUGUUUUUU
Molecule: messenger RNA, 1168 nt
Organism: Blastomyces gilchristii SLH14081
Lineage: Eukaryota; Fungi; Ascomycota; Eurotiomycetes; Onygenales; Ajellomycetaceae
Exons: 3
Coding region: 289-1125 (278 amino acids)
Source: RefSeq, a predicted model, not a curated record